Peronospora belbahrii is the source of this 381-nucleotide messenger RNA. The record is from the annotation of a GenBank genome assembly. Lineage: Eukaryota; Oomycota; Peronosporomycetes; Peronosporales; Peronosporaceae.
AUGUCGAAUGCGCAACUGACGAUAGCGCCGUCAGUCGAAGUACAGAGCCCUGCAACGGUGGCCACUGAUGUACCUGAGAAUCGGACGGUGCAGCAGGCCUCGACGCCAUCCCCUGAUUUAGACUCUGCUGCUGUCGUGGUGACCCCAAAGCGGUACCAGUUCGUACGCGAGCCGUUAACGAAUCCCCGACUUGAAGUAGCGCACUCAAAUUCAGAUUAUCCGAUGUCACCAGCGACAGAAGAACUCGAAGGCAUGAUGGAGCUGGAGCGCAUUGACGAGGAGUUUAGCACGCCAAUUUCUCGCUCAAGAGGACGGCGGAAGGAACCAGCAAGCGCUCCCGUGCGUCGCAACCCCCGACGGUCCACUCGUCAAAAGUACUAG